GUCCACUUCGCUUCGAUAUUGCACUGUUGUACAACACUAUCUCGGUGUCGCUUUGAUCUUUACAGUUGCACUUCUGGGUUCCGCUGUGCCUAAUCGCUCACCAACUACUCACACCUCUCACCACAGAUCUUGCUCUCACCCAGACGUCACAUCACGACAGCACGCUUCAAGCUGACAGAUACUCCCGCGACCGGACCUCUAUUGUUUUGAUAUGCCUUGUCGCUGUGGUUCGACGAAUACCUCGUCUUCCAGUUCUCCGCUUCAGACCCUCCUUCUUGUCUCCUUCGUCAUCUGCUUCGACCUCAAGAAGAUCAGUCUUUACUACCUGCUAACAGCUUUUGUCGACCUGCCGCAGUGGUCUCAUGCCCUGUAGCUCAUCCGUUACUGGACUUGAUCGCUAAUAUGAGACCUACGAACACUACGAUCAUUGGCGCCCUGCUGCAUUUUCCUGUGGCACUGUCUUACUACCACUCUCCAGCAGCAGAUGCAGCACCGACCGCUAAUCUCGACACCCUCUUCCAGUAUACCACCUCUCGAAACCACAAGGUAAUCUCACAGGCUGUCGACUUCGUCGUCUCGAUGCAGACGGCGCCAACUUGCACUCGUAUGGCUGCCUCACACCUCAUGAACGAAUGCAAACUGCUCGAACAUGCACCAGACUUUGCCAAAAGCCGACCAGAAGCAUAUCUGGAUAAUGUCAAGACCGAGUAUGCUGCCAAGCUGGCAGUGUGCGAGCUGCUGAGCGCGCAACCUCCAAGCCACGCCAUUCCGCCAUUACACUGCGACAUCCUGGUUCCCUCGAGCCGAGCGUGCAGCAAAGGUGGCUGGUGGUCGCAGGCGCCGACAAACUCUGACAAACAGUGCUACCCAGAGUGCAAAGAGUAUCAGUACAGUCAAUGUCUGAAGACGUUACAGUCUUCGCCGCAGUACUGGACUUCCUUCAGCAACGCACGUCAAAAUGCUGUGGUCAUGUGUCAAGCCAGCAGAGACGCCAUUGAACGCGAAAAUCACCUCGAAAUCUUCAAGAACCUGACCCAAGUCAUGGGCGCCGUAUCCUCCAACAUCAAGCAUACCACGGAUGAGUAUGCGUCUCUACUGCAUGAUCAGAAGCAGUUCGCAGAUGAGCUCCGCGAAUCUCAAAGUCAGUUCAAGAAAGACGUAUCCGCAGUGCAAGAGAAAGCUCUAGCGACGGUCGGUAACUUGGACGACAAGUUCCACGCUUUCAUGGAGACUUCGAUCUCCGAGCUCAUCACCGUACUCGCCGAUGGCCAGAGUGCUGAGAUCACACGCAUACGUGAAGAGAUGCAAGUCUUUUCGCAAGACAUGAUCGCAGAGAACUCUCAGCUUGCGAAGGCACUCACCACCGAGUUGCAACAGCACCACGAUCGAGCCAUCAUCAGCCUUCAAUUAAACCAUCAAGCCCAAGUUGAAAAUUAUGAGGCUCUGUCCGACUAUAUGGGCGAUAUCACGAACGCUGCCAAUAAGAUCAACCAUACCACGGACUCUUCCUUGAAGAAGAUUGACAACAUCGAACAUCGGCUGGACAGUCUGUCAAGCAAAGCCGAGCACAUCGCCAGAGGCUUUGCCUUCUUCAGCAGCCUGCCGCAACUUGUCACCUCCCUGAUUUGUGGUUUGGUCGCGAUGGCUGGGGCUAUCUUCAUCCUCAUUCUGCUCUACCACUACAGCAGACGCCUUGCUACAUACACUGCUGGCGCGUGCAGUGCAGCAUAUCUCCUACACUUCUGCGGCGUCUACGAGUUUCUGGCUCGCCUGCCGGUACGCCUCUCAGAGCCUCAUCGUGCUGCAUCCUUCAUUGAUCACAUCUGCAACCUCAACGCAACACAAAAAGGUGUCGGCAUAGUUGUGGUUCUGUGGCUCGCUACAUAUCCUGUCUCUCACAUCAGCACUAUCAUCAAUCGCGCCUUUGUACGCAUUCUCAGCUCCUACUGGGUCGGUCAGUACAGUAAUGAUGGUGGCAUGGGCAUACUACCAAGCGUCGAAAUUCCAGGUAUCGCUUUACCUCGAAAGCUUGAUGCUCUCGAGAGAUGCCUUGGUACCGACAAUUCUCGCUCGUCCACACGAGAAACAUCGCUUCCGGUCGAGUCAUGA
Messenger RNA from Macroventuria anomochaeta, 2109 nucleotides. RefSeq lists its product as uncharacterized. Gene Ontology annotation, biological process: nuclear membrane fusion involved in karyogamy; karyogamy involved in conjugation with cellular fusion. Gene Ontology annotation, cellular component: endoplasmic reticulum membrane. The transcript has a single exon. The record is from RefSeq and is a predicted model, not a curated record. Bases 403 to 2109 code for a protein of 568 amino acids. Lineage: Eukaryota; Fungi; Ascomycota; Dothideomycetes; Pleosporales; Didymellaceae.